AUGAUAAACAUAUCCGAUCAUACGGGCACAUAUCAGCGAACACUGCUGGGAGGUCAGGCGAUGACAACGUUGCUUGGUUUCGGUCCAGACCGAUUUCUACAAAUGAACUGUGAAGAACGUGCGCGACUCAAAUGGAAUAUUUGCCUCCAUCGUUUCAAAAUUUACUUUUGGACAGAGCAGGCUAGCUUCGACAGUCCUUUCCCAAUGAUCAGCGUCCUGGCUUGUGAAAAGCCCAACUCUUUCGAACUGGUCCAGUCUCUUCGCAACAAAAUG
Dicrocoelium dendriticum is the source of this 273-nucleotide messenger RNA. The record is from the annotation of a GenBank genome assembly. NCBI's taxonomy places the organism in Eukaryota, Metazoa, Platyhelminthes, Trematoda, Plagiorchiida, Dicrocoeliidae.